This is a messenger RNA of Colletotrichum lupini, 6582 nucleotides long. Its product is annotated as DNA polymerase family B. Lineage: Eukaryota; Fungi; Ascomycota; Sordariomycetes; Glomerellales; Glomerellaceae. The coding region runs from base 1 to 6582 and encodes 2193 amino acids. The transcript has 15 exons. Gene Ontology annotation, cellular component: delta DNA polymerase complex; membrane. The record is from RefSeq and is a predicted model, not a curated record. Gene Ontology annotation, molecular function: DNA-directed DNA polymerase activity; DNA binding; 3'-5'-DNA exonuclease activity. Gene Ontology annotation, biological process: DNA-templated DNA replication; base-excision repair, gap-filling; DNA replication proofreading.
AUGACUGGCGACGGUCCCAUUUGGCGGGGGAAAGACUUCUGCCGGAACUACUGCAAGCCUACUGCACCCUGCUCAGACUCCCGUUUGGUGGUGUGCCAUUGUGCAUCCCCCCUCUUCACCUCUCACUGGGCCGCCUCCCUCCCACACACUCCCGUCACCGUGAUCCACUCGCUCAAGAGAGGCCUCGAGUCUGAGAGGCGGGCAGUGUUUUGGGUCCUCUUCACUGCCAACCACAUUGCCGUUCCUCCUCUGUAUCUUACGUACCUAUGGAUCCAACCCGGUGUAGUUAGUGGUCCAGCGCCAGCCGCAAGGUACUCUGCCUCCCACCUGGCAGGCUUGGGCAGAAAACAGAAACAAGACCAGGAAGGCUUGCGUUUGAAAGCUGGGCUGUUUAAAAGAAAUAACCUCCUCGCAUCCCCCCUUCGUGGCACUCCCUUCACUCGUUCUGCCCCCUAUAACCCCUUAGGUGCUACACAGGAACUCUCCUUUCUGCGCUCCGACACUCAAGCACCCAAAACACCCAAACUAUCCUCUACUCACCCGGUCAUCCGAAGUAGUGUAGCUCAGGUUGAGCUUAGCUCGGGCUCAUCGAUCCACGCCAAAACGCUGCAUCGAACAAAUAUCCACGACCCCCCGACCGCGUUACGACACACACCUCAUUUCAACCCUCCCGCUGUCACAUUUCUCCGCGUCCCAUCCCUUUCCGGUCGGUACCUGAGCCAUUCUCCAUCUCGCACUAGUCCGAUUUGCCUUGCUUGCCUUCGCUGCCCGCCGAAGCCUAGUUCAGCCGCUCCAAGCGAGAUUUCGACUCUCAGAAAAGGACGAGACCUCGCCCAGAUUCCCAUUCCCCUGAACAAACCGCUACCCCCUCCAGGAGCUUCUCCCUCGCCUGCUCCCUAUUACGGCGGUGCUGCCUACAACAACAUUCCCUCAACCAGUUCAACACCCGCUCCUCCCUACAGCUCAAUAACGCCUGCGCCCGGCGCCAGCCAACCACCACCACCGCGCGCCAACACUGUAUCCCCCUUCGAAAGCGUCUUUGACGAUCAUGUCUAUCCCGUAGACUCAACACAGGACGGAUUUCGCCACAACGGAAACACACAGAGCCCUCAUCCCCAGAGCACGAACAACAUGCAACCCCAGCGCAUGAACACGAUGAAUACAGUAAACACCGCCUACUCGGGCCACGGCCAGACGGCCUACAACAGCCACGAUCCCCACCAGCAGAAUCCUUAUGCUCAGCCGGACACUGCCUACUAUGGUCAUUCCACUUCUCCAGACUCGAGCAGACAAAAUGUGGCCGACGAGAUUCCCUUGCAAAGCCGGCAGCCGACGCAGCCGCACAAGGAUGUGGAGAUGAACGAGAAUGACCAUGUCUACGACGCACCUGCGGGAUCUCGCCGCUCAAAGAGUCGCCGCGACAAGAACAAGGUUGGAUUUGGUCAGCUGGGCAUGUUUGGCGCCGACAGAAAGGGUAUUCCAUGGGUCGUUUACAUUUUCACGUUGGUUCAGGUUGCAGUGUUCAUCGCUGAGAUUGUGAAGAACGCUCAACUCACCGGUUCUCCCAUCAUGACCAAGCCCUCAUUCAACCCCAUGAUUGGACCUUCCACCUACGUUAUGAUCAACAUGGGUGCUCGCUACGUAGCUUGCAUGCACAACGUCAAGGGUAUCCAGGAUCUCGGCCAGCCCAUCACAUGGCCUUGCCCGAACUCGACCUCGAGCGACGCCAGCAACCCCUCGAACCAGUGCGGCCUCGGCGAUUUAUGCGGCUUCGGAGGUGUGCCGGAGCCUACCUACACCGACAUCAACCAGUCACCGGAACCCAACCAGUGGUUCCGCUUCAUCACACCCAUUUUCCUGCACGCAGGUCUCAUCCAUAUCGGCUUCAACCUGCUUCUGCAAAUGACGAUAGGAAAGGAGAUGGAGAUAGCCAUCGGCUCGAUUCGCUUCUUCUUGGUCUAUGUGAGCGCAGGCAUAUUCGGCAACGUCAUGGGAGCAAACUACGCCGGUGUUAUGGCUGCAUCUACAGGUGCUUCAGGUGCCCUUUUCGGCGUCAUCGCUCUCACCCUGCUCGAUCUCCUGUACUCCUGGAAGGACCGCCGCAGCCCUGUGAAAGACCUGAUGUUCAUCAUGUUGGAUGUAGUCAUCUCUUUCGUACUGGGUCUGCUGCCAGGACUCGACAACUUUGCCCAUAUCGGUGGCUUCCUAAUGGGUCUUGCGCUGGGCAUCUGCGUCUUGCAUUCGCCCAAUUCCUUGAGACGGAGACUUGGCGCUGAGGAUCCAUCAUACGCAUCCAUGCAUCUCACUCCCAACCAGGGUGGCCCACCGCCGUUCUUGAAGAACCCCAUCGGUUUCUUCAAGGGCAGGAAGCCACUCUGGUGGGCAUGGUGGUUGGUCAGAGCCGGCUUCUUGCUGACGGUCAUCAUUGUCUUCAUCGUCCUACUCAAUAACUUCUACAUCUACCACAACACUUGCAGUUGGUGCAAGUACCUCAGUUGUAUUCCUGUAAACAACUGGAGAAACGACCCAAUUAAUGCCACGAGAGUUUGCAUUGCACUGGUUUCUGGACUUUGGCAAGGGUGGUUCAUGAUUUGCAUUGCUCAGCGACGGCGUCCCGGGUUCUCUCUAUUCGCUGCCGCUGACCGACCAACCGUCUCGGCAUCACGCAGUCGCAUCGUCCUCGGACGCCCCUGGUUUACCCCGCACAUAUCAUUCGAUGGGCUGCACGAGGUUGCCAUGGUCGCGCCCACAGACGCAUUACCAAGAUGCCCCGUUACGUCGCCUUACGUCAGAUGCUGUCCUGCCACGCCAAAGCAGAUGUUUCGGAAGUUGAUUGAGACUACCAGUCAUUUCUGGAAGCAUGUUGUCCUGUAUAGAAGCUUCCAACAUCUUGUAGUUGUAGACAUAUUGAUAUCCAAAUAUACCUUAGCCUCAUCUAGUAAAUACCAAGAGUUGGUUUUGCGACGAGUCAUCUAUCACUAUUGUCUCUCGGCGUACCUGAACUUGAGUGGGGAUAAUCUGGGAAGUACCCGCUCUCCUGCACCUCCCGUCUUUGGCGUCAACGUCGCGUCUCAGACCCAGAGGAAUCCAAGUGCACCUGCCUUAGUCAUCAGCUCGCGCCUUCCAUCAGCCACUUUAGAGUGGGUCAAGUCACGUCGACGUCAAUCACGUCAAGCGCGUCUUCGCGUUAAUGGGUUUCUGAAAGUUCCAUCCCAUAGCAACAACCUAACGACCCCCCAAAUCCACCCGACUAUGAGCCAGAUCACCACAAUGGCUACAGUGCUGCCUCAAAAGCGUGUGCUCGGGGAGACACCAAGCACCCGCCGCAACAUCCCGUCGACACCGUCAUCCCUCAAGAAGCGCAAAGUCGAAGGGUUCUCGUCCUCACCCGCCCGCCAUGUCGGUUCCCAGAAGAAUGCGAAGAACCUUCCGGGCUCUAGUCAACCUAAGAGUGCCUUCGAAUCAGAAGUUCUCGAGAAGUUGAGCCAGGAUAUCUCUGAACGCAAGCAGAACAAUACCGAAAAGGAUCAAUCAUGGGACCGACCUCCGCUUGUCGACUUCAACCCGGCCAGGGACAACCUGACCUUCCAGCAAAUCGAGGCCGAGGAGGGCAGUUUACACGGCGGUCGAGCAACGGUCAAGCUGUUUGGUGUUACCGAGCAAGGCCACUCAGUGAUGUUGCACGUCACCGACUUCAAACACUACCUCUACGUCGCUGCCCCGGUGGCGUUCCGACCCGAAGACUGCAAUGCUUUCAAGGCCUAUCUCGAGUCACAAGUAGCACAGCACCAGCCAUGUAUUCACUCAGUAUCUUUCCUGAUGAGGGAAAAUAUUUAUGGUUUCCAAGGAAAUGUUAAAAGCCCCUACCUCAAGGUCACUGUCAUGGACCCCAAGUUCAUCGCAAGAGUUCGGACAACGAUCGAGUCGGGCAAUGCCAACUGGAAGGGUCUGUGGAAGGGCAUGGAUGGCGGCAUCAUGACAUUUGACAACAUUCAAUACGUCCUACGUUUCAUGGUCGACUGCAAGAUUUUCGGAAUGUCUUGGGUUGAAGCCCCCGCAUCAAAAUACCAGGUCCUGCACCAGUCUCAACGACAAUCGAACUGCCAAAUCGAAGCCGAGAUCAAUUACCUCGACCUUAUUGCUCACAAGCCGGUUGGGGAGUGGUCCAAGAUGGCUCCUCUGAGAAUCAUGUCGUUCGAUAUUGAGUGCGCUGGACGUAAGGGCAUCUUCCCAGAGGCGACACACGACCCCGUCAUCCAGAUUGCAAACGUGGUGACAAGAUACGGAGAAAAGAAGCCCUUCGUGCGGAACGUGUUCUGCUUAGACACAACCAGUCCUAUCGUCGCCACACAGAUUCUCGAGUUCGAGAAGGAGGAGAAGAUGCUCAGCGAGUGGCAGAAGUUCCUCAUCAAAGUCGACCCAGAUAUCAUCAUCGGAUACAACAUUGCCAACUUUGAUUUCCCAUACCUUCUCGACAGGGCAAAGGCAUUGAAGGUUGGAGGAUUCGAGUACUGGUCUCGAAUUCCUAGCAUCCCUUCCAGAGCCAAGGAGACGAAUUUCUCCAGUAAGCAGAUGGGUAAUCGCGACAGCAAGGCCACCAAUACCAAUGGACGGUUGCAACUCGACUUACUGCAGCUUGUCCAGCGCGACCACCACCUUCGAAGUUACACGCUCAACUCUGUGUGCUCCCAAUUUUUGGGAGAGCAAAAGGAAGAUGUUCACUACACCAUGAUCACAGAGUUGUUCAACGGUACCCCUGAAUCGCGCCGCCGUCUCGCUCUUUACUGUCUGAAGGACGCAUACCUCCCGCAGCGGCUCAUGGACAAGCUAUCUUGCCUCGAAAACUACACUGAGAUGGCCAGAGUCACUGGUAUCCCGUUCAACUUUUUGCUCUCCAGAGGACAGCAGGUGAAAUUCAUCAGUCAGCUUUUCCGGAAGGCCCUAGAACAGAAGCUGGUCAUUCCAAAUAUGAGAUCUGAGGGUAGCGAUGAGCAGUAUGAAGGUGCCACAGUCAUCGAGCCGACCCGAGGAUACUACGACGUACCUAUCGCAACCCUCGAUUUCGCUUCACUGUACCCGAGUAUCAUGCAGGCCCACAACCUAUGCUAUACGACACUGGUCAACAAGAAGGCCAUCGAGAAGUUCGAUCUGAAGAAGGACGAUGAUUACAUCGUCACCCCGAACGGCGACACCUUUGUUACCACCAAACAACGGAAGGGUCUCCUUGCUCAGAUUCUCGAGGAACUCUUGACCGCAAGAAAGCAGGCCAAGCGUGAACUGGCUGGGGAAACGGAUCCUUUCAAGAAAGCAGUGUUGAACGGUCGACAACUGGCUUUGAAGAUCAGUGCAAACUCCGUCUACGGACUCACGGGUGCGACAACCGGCAAGCUGCCUUGUCUCGAAAUCGCCAGUAGCACAACAGCCUUUGGCCGACAGAUGAUUAUGAAGACCAAGGAGGAAGUUGAGAAGAAGUACUGCAUUGCCAAUGGAUACACCCACGACGCUCAGGUCAUUUAUGGUGACACUGACUCUGUCAUGGUCAAGUUUGGCACCAAGGACCUUCCCGAGGCCAUGAAGUUUGGCGAAGAAGCUGCUAGUUUUGUCUCUUCCAAGUUCGUCAAGCCGAUCAAAUUGGAGUUCGAAAAGGUAUACUACCCAUACCUGCUCAUCAACAAGAAGCGAUACGCCGGCCUGUACUGGACGAAUCCCAACAAGUACGACAAGAUGGAUACGAAGGGUAUCGAGACGGUUCGACGAGACAACUGCCUGCUCGUACAAACCGUGAUUGAGAAGGUGCUUCGAAUGAUGCUCAUCGACCAAGAUGUCCAGGGAGCGCAAGAUUAUGUCAAAGACACGAUUGCGGACUUGUUGCAAAACAAGGUUGAUAUGUCAAAGUUGGUCAUUACGAAGGCGCUCACCAAAGACGACUACGCAGCCAAACAGGCUCACGUCGAGCUCGCUCAGAGAAUGAAGAAGCGCGAUGCAGGCUCGGCACCAGGUCUAGGUGAUCGAGUUGCCUAUGUGAUGAUCAAGGGUGCGGCAGGUGCAAAGAACUACGAGAAGUCUGAGGAUCCCAUCUACGUCCUUGAAAACAACGUGCCGAUCGACACCCGAUACUACCUUGAUAACCAGCUUGCGAAGCCUUUGGGCAGAAUCUUCGAGCCCAUUCUGGGUGAGACCAAGGCGAACUCGCUGCUCACGGGAGCGCAUACGCGCACGAUUGCAGUGUCGGCGCCGGCCGUCGGAGGCCUGAUGAAGUUUGCAAAGAAGACGCAAACAUGCAUGGGAUGCAAGAAACCACUCCGAGGCAAGGAGGAGAGCGCGGGGGCAGUGUGCUCGGAUUGCGCGCCUCGGGUCGGCGAAUUGUACAAGAAGACACUGGACAAGACGUCGGAUCUCGAGGUGCGAUUCGGCCGGCUCUGGACGCAGUGCCAGCGGUGUCAGGGCAGCAUGCACUGCGAAGUGAUUUGCAGUAGCAAGGACUGCCCCAUCUUCUACAUGCGUAUGAAGGCGAAGAAGGACUUGGAAGACGCAGGGAAGGAGCUGAAGAGGUUCGACUUUGACCAGGCUGCAAUCUGGUAG